UUCUCUUUUUGACGAACUCCUGCUCUGCUUGACGAACCAGAGUCUGAAUAGAGACGUCGGAUUCUUGCUAGCGUCGGCGCUUUCCGUUAACGCCGCGCCGUCCCGGUAAGUCUCUGUCCCAAUUCGCCGUCUUCGCAUUCGGAGGUUCAUUUACCAGUUCUCGCCAUGUAAAGAUUGUCGAUGGGUGUGUCUUGGGAGCGUCAUUCGUUGCUUGUUGUUGUUUACCUAUUUGCUUGCUUGAUGGGAGAAAUCUGUAGUUGGGUGGUUUCGGAGAACAAAUUAAAUGAGCGGGGUGAGUUUCGUUUUGCUCUUGAUAGGUUUAUCGCCACCCAAGAACGAGCGGUUCUGCAUGCUAUCAGACACCUGCGUCGGUGGUUUGUGACCCAGCUUCGUCUGUUUUUUGAAGGCAUUAACAGUUAGGCUAGUACUCAUAGGUGUGACUUAGGUUGGAUGUCCCUUAGGAAAAUGGGUAAGAAGAUUUCAUCAUCAUUUGAUGUGGGAAAUCCCUGACUCUCCCAUGGUAAAAUUUGGGCGGAGAGUUUUUUUUUGUCCAGAGUUUGAAGAAAGGCCAUGCGGAUGACUUGUGUGGUUCUAUGGAGGUUGUGUUUAAUGAAUGGAUAGGUGAGUGAAGAAACUAUGCAAAAGUGGCUGAAGUCUUAGGUUUUUCGGUUUUCUGAAUUGUCAUCUGUAAUUGGGUCCUAAUCGAUGGUAUCAAAAGGAGCGGUAAGUCAGAGAAAGAUGUAUCGUGUGAACUAGAAUAAGCCUCUGAAGUCAGACGAAAGAGUUCGAGUUUUCUGGAUUGGAACUAAAACUACCGAAUUUGUCGUGGGUCACUCUAGGAAACUAGUUUACACUUCAACUGGAAAGCAUCAGCCUUCAUAGCUUAUUGAUUUGGAAGUCUCAGUCAAAUUCCACAACAUGGGGAAAUCUGCUGGUGAUGAAAAGAUUCUCAGCUACAAAGACGUCGUGCUCAGACGGUCGGAUCUGGACAUACUUAGCGGUCCAUACUUUCUCAAUGACCGUGUCAUUGAGUUCUAUUUCAGCUAUCUUUCUUCAUGUUAUCCUUCUCCAGAUAUUUUACUGGUUCCACCUUCAAUUGCAUUUUGGAUAGCAAACUGUCCUGAUGUCGAUGGACUAAAAGAUUUCGUAGAGCCUCUAGAUUUGCCUGGUAAGAAACUUGUAAUUUUCCCAGUCAACGACAAUGAAAAUGUGGGCCUAGCAGAGGGUGGUUCUCAUUGGAGCUUGCUGGUGUUUGAGAGAGAAGCCGGUGUGUUUGUGCAUCAUGACAGCUCAGGAGGGAUGAAUAGUCAAUACGCCAAGCGACUCUAUGAAGUCCUGGUUAGAUUUGUAAAUGGCUCAAAUUCAGCAUCUGAUGCCAAAUUCAUUCAAUGCAGUAGCUCACCGCAGCAGCUAAAUGGCUAUGAUUGUGGCUUAUUUGUGAUAGCUAGUGCAAGAGUGAUAUGUCGCUGGUAUGAAACUGCUAAAUUGGGCAACAAGAACGAUCUUUGGUUUUCUUCUGUUGAGCAGCAGGUUACUCCUCUUGCUGUUACUGAAUUAAGAACAGAGAUUCUUCAGCUGAUAAAAGAUCUGAUGGCCGCUGGUGCUAAAUAAUGAUGCUGAUCGGGGGGACAAGAGAGAGAGAGAGAGAGAGAGAGAGAGAGAGAGAGAGAGGGGCUGCAGAAAGAACGGAAUACCAGAGUGACGGGGCUUUCCUAGAAAGACAUUCGGGCAUCUCGUUGGCUUAGGAAGAAUGGAGAAAAUUUCUCCAGAGAUGGGUUCUUGCAAAGGAUCCGAGAGAUGUUUUCUGUGUUUUUGAAAUCCAAAGGAUGUUCAGAUCUACUUGGACAUUCAUGACAUUCUGGCUGUGUCCCUAUCACUCUUCUCAAUGACUAGCAAAUGUGGGUUUCUAGUGCGACUUUAAUGUGUACCAAACUUCAACUUUUCAUACAUGUACCUUUAAGUUUCCAUGUGAACUUGAACCUUUGCUCUUUUGGGCGAAAAAGAUCGUCUUUCUUUUCUUGGGGCAUGCUUCUGAUUGGGGACAAUCUAUUAGCCUGUAACUUAGAUCGGCUUUAGCAAGUCGAAAUCGUUGCUGUGGUCGUAAAGUUCAUGAUUUGUUGAUUCCAGGGAAGGUUUGAUGGGAUGUUUAUAACUUCGCAAUGAAGUUAGUCUCCAAAAACCAAAAGCUAUAAACUUAUAAAAGUAACUCCCACUAAUUCCAGUGCGUAUUAGUUGGUUGAAUCCUACCUCAGCGUUAGAAUAUUUCCUGUCAACUUCCCAGCCAGAAAUUCUCUGGAGAUGCCGUUGGGAUGGGAGCCAGCAAGUGCAAAGAAUAAAUAAUCUUAAUCUUAUAGAUCUUUCGAAGUCAGACAACCACAAAAGACCAAUUAACAUUUGUAUCCUAAAUAUAAUAACCUAUUAGAACGUC
Messenger RNA from Rhodamnia argentea, 2428 nucleotides. Its product is annotated as NEDD8-specific protease 1. Gene Ontology annotation, molecular function: cysteine-type peptidase activity; deNEDDylase activity. The record is from RefSeq and is a predicted model, not a curated record. The transcript has 3 exons. Lineage: Eukaryota; Viridiplantae; Streptophyta; Magnoliopsida; Myrtales; Myrtaceae. Bases 919 to 1611 code for a protein of 230 amino acids. Gene Ontology annotation, biological process: proteolysis.